Molecule: messenger RNA, 1840 nt
Organism: Lolium rigidum
Lineage: Eukaryota; Viridiplantae; Streptophyta; Magnoliopsida; Poales; Poaceae
Product: transcription factor GAMYB-like
Exons: 6
Coding region: 229-1596 (455 amino acids)
Source: RefSeq, a predicted model, not a curated record
CUAGUCUCGUCCUGGCUCCGCAAGAGCUGGAGAUCUCUCCGCUAAAUCCCCUCCCCACUCCUCAAUUCAGUCCUCCGCACUCCAGUGUGUCAGCUGCGCGGCGGAGAAACCCAAAUCCAGGGAGAUUGCAGCGGCGCGAUCCGAUCAAGGCCCGCCCGGAGUCCAGCUCCGGUUACCCGCCCCUGCUCCAGCUCGGGGUUGCUUUUCGUCAGCACUGUGUUUCGAGCGAUGAAUCGGGUCAAGAGCGAGAGCAGCUGGGAGAUGCCUGAUCAGGACCAGACUGACUUGCCAUCUCACGACGAUGAUAGCGUGAAGGCACCUCCGCGCAGGAAAGCUGACACGCAACUGAAGAAAGGCCCCUGGACACCAUCAGAGGAUGCCGUCUUGGAGGCGUAUGUUAAGAAACACGGUGUGCGCAACUGGAAUGUGGUGCAGAAGGAAACCGGGCUCUUAAGGUGCGGCAAGAGCUGCCGCCUCCGCUGGUCAAACCACCUGAGGCCCGACUUAAAGAAGGGGACCUUCACCAAAGAGGAGAAGAACUUGAUCAUUAAGCUCCAUUUUCGCAUGGGCAAUAAGUGGGCUCAAAUAGCUGCUUAUUUGCCAGGGCGCACUGAUAAUGAAAUAAAAAACUACUGGAACACUCGAGUAAAGAAAUGCCUGCGCAUGAAUAUACCAGCACAUCCUCCUAAUAUUUGCAUGGAGGCUUCAAAUGAAGAUCAGCAUGAGUCUGCUGACUCCAAUUUCAGCGAGAAGUUGGCCAAUGAUCUCCUACAUGUUCCCGACUUCACGUGGGGCAGUUCCAUUGGUGUCCAAGAAUCUUUAUCUAAUGCACCCCAGCUUCCAGAUAUUUCUUUCAGCAGUUUACUUGCUCUGAACUUCACGUCAAAAAAUUAUGACUUCAUAGGUCAAGCAAACCAAGAAAAUGUUCUCAAGGAAUCUGAGAUUUUGUUUCCUGUGUUGAAUCCAACCAUCAAUGGUACCUUCGAUGGCAGCCAUGCCUUUUCAAAUGGCAACUUCUCUACUUCUAGGCCCAUAACUGGUCCUUCGAAGAUGGAGCUCCCUUCAUUCCAAUGUGUGGCAUCUGAUCCAAACAACUGGUGCACAUACUUAAGUACUUCUGCCAUGCAGCGUUCCAGCUAUGCUGAUCUCUGCGUGCAGUCAUCAGCGGUAGCAGCAUCAGCAAAGUUUGAGUCCAUAUGCAUGGCACCGAGGGACAGUGGUCAGUUGGAAGAGCUGCUUCCAGAAGCGCAGGCACUAAGCUCUGUGGAGAACCAACAGCUGUCUGUGGGGAGUUUGAGUCCCCCCUCUGUUGGUACACCCUGUGAUGCUAUGGUGGAACCUACAGGGCUUGAUCUCUUUGAACGAGAUACCAACCUGUACGCUCUUAUCGAUAGCUGUCUUUCUGCCCCACCUCUUUGCCCGGCAUCUCCAGAUGAAUUUCAGCCCGCCAUAAUUCUAUCUGCACCGAACCCUGCGUUUGGUUCCACUGAACCAACUGUUCCCCAGUACGAGCAAGGGUAUUUCUCACCCCACCCUGAAGAUUCCAGGACAGAUGCAUUCUCCCCAUGGUACACGAUGCCCGCCGUUUUUCAGUGACACACAAAAUGAUGCAGGAAACCUUGAGCGGCAUGCCUCCAGAAUGUCAGGCUUCAAGCGAAAUCUCCAACUGGCCUACAAUAAAGCUCACAGAGACAACUAGGCGAAUCAGUUUUAUCUUUGUUUCAUCCUUCUGAGUGAAAUUCGAUCCUGGCCGCUCAACUUGAUACACUCGCUCUGGUCAUCUAGCUACAAAGAAUGCUAUGUCUAUCCAACGGAACUAUGUAAAAGAAGGUUCAAUGCA